AUGCCGGUGACCUUGGGCAACCGCUUCGACGACGAAGAUGCCGAGACCACCGCCCUCGCGUGGCCCGGUGCCGCGCGGGCCUUGCGACGGAAUGCCACCAUCCUCAAAGCAGUGGUCCUGGUGGCCUUCGUGUGCUUAUCCAUCGUGCUUUGUACCGCUGGGAUCUACUUGCGCAGCUGGGAGCUGGAGUUUAAGAUCCAGGAGCUCAAGGAUUACAUCCUCAUCUCUAACCAGCCGGACAUUCUAUGCGCAGGGACAACGGAUCAAGAGUGGUCGUUUGGGCCCAUUGAGAAGUUCCGCGGCUGUGAAGCGCGGCAGCGCGAAGACUUCACGCGCUCGGAUAAGGAAAUCUACGAGCAGUGCAUCUCGACCCACGCCUACGACCGCGAAAAGUACUGCCAGCGCGGCAAGGAGGUGCGGAUCUUGGUCUUCAACGUGACCAAUCCGGCCGACGUGGUGGAGGGGCUGACGCCCCGCAUCCGUGAGGUGGGUCGUGUGGGCGGUGGUCCCCUGGUCUUCUACGAGGAUUGCCGGACCUUCGACACUGAGUUCCGUACAAAUGAGGUAGAAUUCAGUGAGCAUUGCUACUACACCUACAAGUAUCCCAGCACCGAAGCAGUGGAUUUGAACCAGCAGGUGAUCACAGUGAAUGUGGGGCUGAUGGAAGCGAUCGGGAACUCCUUGCAGAAGAUCGAUUACAUCGUGGUGGUCGUCUGGGGUACCCUGGCACUGGAACAGCUGAAUGCGACAACCACAACGGUGGAGGACUACAUGCGCGGCCAGCUGCCUCUCGACAAGUGGACAGAUGCCUACCCAGGAGAGACUCAAUGUUCAAGUUAA
Messenger RNA from Durusdinium trenchii, 840 nucleotides. The record is from the annotation of a GenBank genome assembly. Lineage: Eukaryota; Dinophyceae; Suessiales; Symbiodiniaceae.